Trichoderma asperellum CBS 433.97 is the source of this 891-nucleotide messenger RNA. RefSeq lists its product as uncharacterized. Lineage: Eukaryota; Fungi; Ascomycota; Sordariomycetes; Hypocreales; Hypocreaceae. The record is from RefSeq and is a predicted model, not a curated record.
UUUCCCCGCGUUGGCGAUCAGCCAUGACGACUUAGACUUCCAGAACUACUAAAAAAACAUCUAAUUUUUUGGUUUAUGCUAAUUUGAAACACUUGAAAGCAAGCGAAUUUUAUGAGUUUUUUGAUAUUUUUGAUGAGGCCGUAUGAGUGACGAGGAUUCCACCAGGCCUGGGGAGGAUGCAUCGUCGCUGAAGGAUUAUGUCGUAGACGCCCAGGAGGGUAUAUCUCUUCCUAUUGAGCAACAUGAUGACGAUGAAGACAUUAGCAGCGAGGCGAGCACGCUGUUAUCCAGCGCGGGGCAUCACAAUCACCAUCCCAAACAUCGGAGAGAGCAGCACCAUCAACAUGUCGAGGGUGAUGAAUCUAGUUCCCGGACGGGAUACUUGACAAGGAAUUUUGGAGGAGAGGCGAUUUUGAGGAUGGGAUUGUGCGCGGGGAUGGUGGUCGUGGUGUGUUUGGCGGUGGUGAGGGCGGUGGAAGGGGAGUUUUCGCCGGGGUUGGUGGCGGGGGGAGGGCUGAUGAUGAUUAUGUGUUUGGUGGUUGGGAAGAGGGAUCUUUGGAGGGGGGGGAUGGCGAUUGGGUGAGGGGCGGGGAUGAUGAUGAUGAUUUAGAUUGCUGCUGUGUUGCAAUCAUGUAUGACUGUAUGGAUGUUUUGAUGUUUUGUUUGCUGAGCGGGUGGUUGAGCAGGGUAGAUAUAUGUGACCCAUGCUUGUGUUUUGCGAAUAUAAAUGCGAGGUUCGAAUAUGGGAUUGAAUUACAGUCUAACUACACCGCGCUAUUUCCCUUAACCGGCUUGGUUUUCAUGUUGAACUCCUUGCGUACUCUACUUUAAAGAUGAGCAUAUUCUAGUAAUCGCACAUGUAGCAGCGCGGCCACCAAAUGCAGGGGCAAC